AUGGCUAAUGCCACUACAGUGGAUGAGUUUAUUUUACUUGGUCUGACCAGCACACAAGAGUUACAACCUUUCUUUUUUGUGAUUUUCUUUGUUAUUUACCUGAUAAACUUGGUUGGCAAUGGAGCGAUAGUAGUGAUUGUUAUCUUGGAGCCCAAACUUCACUCCCCUAUGUACUUCUUUCUGGGAAACCUUUCUUGUCUGGAUAUUUGCUAUUCUUCAGUGACUCUGCCCAAGGUGCUCAUAAACCUUCUCUCCCCUAGGAAAGUCAUCUCCUUCCUAGGCUGCAUUGCUCAGCUCCAUUUCUUCCAUUUUCUGGGAAGCACAGAGGCCAUCUUACUAGCCAUCAUGGCUUUUGACCGCUUUGUGGCCAUCUGCUACCCCCUGCGCUACAUGCUCAUCAUGAACCACCAGGUGUGCCUUCUGCUAGCAGGUGCAGCUUGGUUGACCAGCUUCUUUUAUGCCUUGAUGCAUUCAGUCAUGACGGCACGCCUUGACUUUUGUCACUCUCAGAAAGUCAAUCACUUCUUCUGUGAUGUCAAGCCUCUCUUAGAACUUGCUUGCAACAACACGCUACUCAAUCAAUGGCUUCUUGCUGUUGUCACAGGCAGCAUAUCCAUGGGGGCCUUCUUCCUAACUCUUCUCUCCUACUUUUACAUUAUUGGCUUCCUUCUCUUCAAGCACCGGUCCUGCAGUGUGCUUCAAAAGGCUCUGUCCACGUGUGCUUCUCAUUUUAUGGUUGUAUGCCUCUUCUAUGGACCUGUGGGCUUCACAUACAUCAGGCCUGCAUCAGCCUCCUCCCUGGUGCAGGACCGGAUUAUGGCCAUCAUAUACAGCGCAGUCACCCCAGUGCUGAAUCCCCUGAUAUACACCCUGAGGAACAAAGAAGUGAUGCUGGCUCUGAAGAAAAUUUCUAGGAGGAAGUUUUUGCUUAAAGACCACCAGCAUCACCACUAG
Molecule: messenger RNA, 954 nt
Organism: Echinops telfairi (small Madagascar hedgehog)
Lineage: Eukaryota; Metazoa; Chordata; Mammalia; Afrosoricida; Tenrecidae
Product: olfactory receptor 12D3-like
Biological process (GO): G protein-coupled receptor signaling pathway
Cellular component (GO): membrane
Molecular function (GO): G protein-coupled receptor activity; olfactory receptor activity
Source: RefSeq, a predicted model, not a curated record